CAACCCCCCGAACGGGGACCGCCCCCCUUUCGAUCGAUACACGGGGACGUCACUGGCGACCGCAGCGCCGCCGCCGCUACUGGGCGACGCCAUUUUUGCCGGCGUGCAGACGAAACCACCGGCGAAAUCGCAGACGUCGUGUCUUCUGCUGGUCCACUGCUGCCGCGCGGUCGGCCACGCUGCUUCGCGAGUGCGUGACCUCGUGCAUUUUCUUCCGUGUUUUUUUUUUGUUUUUUUAAUGCUUUUAUUGCCGGCACGUUGCCCCUGUAUCUUCUUGUGCGCUCGGUGAUGACGGGUUUGCGAUGAGAAGCCGCCGGGCAACCUCCUUCGUGGACUGCUACGCGGCCCGUCGGUUGAGGUGCCCCGCGGCCACCGUCCGCUGCUGUCCGUGCACCACGCUUUCCUCCCACCGUGUGAUGCGUCCGCAGCGAUGUCUCAAGCCAUGAAGGAGUACAGGCUGAAGAAGAUAGAGACGCUGGGCAAAAUGACGGCCAUGUCACAGGAAGACAUCGUCAGCAACACCAAGACGGUGAUCCAGGGCUUGGAGGCAUUGCGCAAUGAACACAACACCAUUCUGUCAGGGCUGCGCAGCUCGGUGCAGGCGGUGCAGCAGUCCCAGCAGCAGCAGGACAACAAGGCCAGCCUGGUGGCCGAGGAGAAGGCCCAGCUCGUCCAGAAGUCCCUCGAGGCACUCGAACUGGGCCUGGGCGAGGCGCAGGUCAUGGUGGCACUCGCAUCGCACCUCCAGGCGGUGGAAGCGGAGAAGCAGAAGCUUCGCGCCCAGGUGCGCCGCCUGUGCCAAGAGAAUGCGUGGCUACGUGACGAGCUGGCCAACACGCAGCAGAAACUGCAGGCCUCGGAGCAGGCGGUUGCCCAGCUCGAGGAAGACAACAAGCAGCUGCAGUUUGUCAACUCGCUCAAAAAGUACGACGACCUGUCGGCGUCCACCACGUCCGUGGCCUCUUCCUCGGCUGCCCAGGGUGACGAGUCGCAGAAGUCUCAGAGUGAGAAACGCGAGGGUGACCCUCCCCUAGACCUGGGCUUCCCCGACGACGAGGAAAACAAUCAGGACGCCCUGUCCCCACCCGGAGGGGGUGUCGGCAUGGGCCCCAUGGGGACCUCCGGAGGCGGGGGCUCGGCAGGUUACGAGAUCCCGGCUCGGCUGAGGACGCUGCACAACCUGGUGAUCCAGUAUGCGUCGCAGGGGCGCUAUGAAGUAGCCGUGCCCCUGUGCAAGCAAGCCCUCGAGGACCUGGAGAAGACCAGCGGCCAUGACCACCCGGACGUGGCCACCAUGCUCAACAUCCUGGCACUUGUCUACAGGGACCAGAACAAGUACAAGGAGGCGGCUGCGCUGCUGAAUGAUGCGCUGGCCAUCCGGGAGAAGACGCUGGGCGAGAGCCAUCCUGCCGUGGCGGCCACGCUCAACAACCUGGCCGUGCUGUACGGCAAGCGAGGAAAAUACCGCGAUGCUGAGCCCCUGUGCAAGCGCGCCCUCGACAUCCGCGAGCGGGUUUUGGGCCGAGACCAUCCCGACGUUGCCAAGCAACUCAACAACCUGGCCCUACUCUGCCAGAACCAGGGAAAGUACGAGGAGGUUGAGCGCUACUACCAACGGGCAUUGGACAUCUACGAGCGGACGCUGGGCCCCGACGACCCGAACGUGGCCAAGACCAAGAACAACCUGGCGUCGGCGUACCUCAAGCAGGGCAAGUACAAGGAGGCCGAGCUCCUGUACAAGCAGGUGCUGACGCGAGCGCACGAGCGGGAGUUUGGCUGCGUGUCUGGUGACAACAAGCCCAUCUGGCAGCUGGCCGAAGAACGGGAAGAGAACAAGAGCCAACGUCGAGACAAUGCACCCUACGGCGAGUACGGCGGAUGGCACAAGGCGGCCAAGGUCGACAGCCCAACGGUGGCCACCACGCUGAAGAACCUGGGUGCCCUCUAUCGACGACAGGGGAAGUACGAGGCAGCCGAGACGCUGGAGGACUGUGCCCUUAGGGCGCGCAAGGAGGCCCUGGAACAGCGGCAUGGUCGGUCAAUGCCCUACCUGGACUUCUCAACGCACAAGGACAAGAGGCAGAGUGGCAGCGCCAAGUCGGGGUCGCGGAGGGGUUCGCGCGAGUCCCUCGAUAGCGUCAACUAUGACGGCCAGCCGCAGGACGAGUCGGUGCAGCAGCCACCUGCCAACGCUUCGACUCCACUCUCGCCCUCCACGACGACCUCUAGUGGUCAGCGCAGUGACCAGCCACCUCAAGGGAUCAAAACAAAGCUUUUCAGCGCCCUCGGAUUUCAUUCCCUCUCACCGUCUUCGUCUUCGUCGUAAUGUGCGGCGGUGUCGUGCCAGGCCCGCUCGUGUUUUUCUAUUUGCUCCUCCUCCGAGGAGAAGCAGCCCGUUUUCUUAGAGACAGACUUGACGUGAUGUGUGUCGGCCUCGAGGCGUGUGGACUGCCUUUCCGUCUCUUCUCCUGCACCCUGUUGUCUUGGUCAAAGGGCUCUUUCGACCUGCACUCCGAGGGGAUGCGCGAUCCGUUCAUUCCGUGAAGUUGAUUGGUACUUCUUUGCACCGAUCCUUUUUUUUUUCUUUUCUUCUGCAGUUGUCGGAGAGUCUUGGUGGCAUUGUGUGAUUGCAGACCAACUCUAGGAAGGCACUUGGUGUCCUGCUCCCUGCAUGAGAAAAUGUGUCCUCCUAGAGAGAGAGAGAGAAAAAAAAAAGGCUUCACUUGUCUUCUGUGAGGAAAGAUCACGUGCCUUGGAGGCGCACGCAUAUUACUCCGUGUCCUUGCAAGCUGUAGUGCCUGUGUGUGCCAUUGCUAAGUGCUGAAUGUACAGCACGGCCCACUGUUACUGGGAACAUGCAGUCAGCAUUCGGCCAUUGAUUGUUGCCGAAAUGUAGCACAGAGGCCCACAGACUGAUUAUUUAUGUAUAAAGGUAUGUUCAAUAGAUCGUGUCAGCCACUUCUUUUUCGAUGAAGGCAAACAAAUGUUCUAUAUGUUGGCUUUAUUACUGAUUAGGUAUUUCCCUUAGCAGUGGACUGCACUGUACGCAUUUGCAUGCUUCAACUUCAAGAUCCUCCAUCUAGGUUUUGCCUUUUCCACUGUCUCUCUUUCAACUGUCGCGGUAGUUCUAGCCUCACGUUUCAAAUGAAGACUUGGCUGGAAGGUGGGUUUUAAUGUUGAGAGAGGUGCAAGUGAGGUUUAUUUGUGAGGCCUAUUUUUAAGCUUUUUGCUUCGUAUUCUUGUUCAUAAAUACUACGCUCUUUUUGACAUUGUGCCCAGAGACCUCCAGAUUCAAUGCUCUCGAAAUGUGUAUGUGGAAAAAAAUGCUGCUGUGCUUAAAGCAAGCACUGCAUUGAGACUUUCCCCUGUAUUUUCCUGUCGACGAGAUUUUUUAUACACAAGUUCCGCAGCUUAGCUCAUUACAAUGCGCUUGCAGCGGUAGGAACAGUCAGCUCCCUGGUGUCAGGUGCUUUGCAUGGAACUCAUAUUUAUUUGUGCAAGUGUGCUGGAUUGCCUUCCAAUCUUUUGUAGCGCUCUUAUUUACAUGCCAAGUGCACAUGUAAACCAAAUGCACCAGAAACUUUCUACUGAAUAUGAGGUUUUGGUUUCAUUCAAAAUUAAGAGAGGCUAAAGAUAAAGAGAUAAAGAGAUUGACCACAAAAGCUAAUUUAAUUAUGCCAAAAGGCAAUUUUAAAAAGAGCCACACCAAUUACUGUGUCACAAUAUUAUUUUUAUACCUUGAGCUUUUAGCACAUCGAGAGGUCCAAGAAACUUCAAUAUAAAAAUAAUGACUAUAGCUUUAGAAGGAAUGAAGGCCUAAUGAUUGCAAAGUACAGAGUUCGUCAUAGUGAAUUUCAUACAUGUGUUUCACAAAAUUGAGCUGCCUUAUCACUGUGAACUGUUGACACUUCAAAAAAGAGACAAAAGGUCCAAAAGGGAUUUUUAAAAACAAGCUCUUCAUUCACACAGGGGCAAGCAAAAAAUAAAGAAGUAAUAAUUAUCAAUAGGCACCGUUGCAUAGGAGGCUAGAUAGGUAAAUAAAUAGACUUAGAAUGCCCGAAGUUAGCGAAGAAUGCUUCACAUGAAUAACCUACUGAAGGGGCAGUCUCGUACUACAAUCAUUCAACCGCCAUGGGAAAGAUGAAAAAGUUGUGUGCCUCGGCUCGCUUUUCUCGGAACACGUUCUUCUCUGGUUCUGUUUGGCUGUCUAAUCAUGUCUCAACCGUCGUAUACCAUAGUUGACGCCAACAGCUUAUUUAUGUCAAAAAAGGUUCGUUAUCCGAUAUUAGUUGCUGUCACUUGGUGCAUGUGCUUUCAUGAUUUCUCAGUCCAUUAAGAAAACAAAUUAACAGCAAAAGUCACCGAAAAGUUCUUAUUUUAUUCUUUUAAAUAUUCUCCUUGAUGCCAUGAGGGUAGCAUACAAUCUAAGCCAGUUGCGCACCCCCAAGUUCACGUACUGAAUGAUGCUUGGGGUUGAAGAGGUGUCCCACACCCGGUCAUGAGGGGCACUAGGUAACACCCACAAAGCCAAUCUUGUACGCACGCAAAUGCCCAAGGAAGUUUGUGGGAAGACGGGAAUCCACGUAAGCUAAAUUGUAGAGCAUUGAUGGCAUCAUGCAAGAGAUGUGGUUUUCGCUGCCGCCUGGGGCAGGUUUUCUUUUCCUCCGCUUCCAUUUCCAUUUUUCUUGAGGUUUCUGCUUGAAAGUGUAAACAGACUCAACGUCUGCCCCUUCAGUGUCCCUCUGAUAGCCAGGCAUCGCUAAUCAUUCCCAUGGUGGUUGAAGGACUGUACAUUUGGCAGUGCCUAUAGACACAAGGGCCGCAUUUUGCUCUACCAUGCACUUUGUAUGAAAAAUCUGCGCGAUGGGGUCGUUUUUGGACACUUGCCACCAAUGGUGGAGACGAAGGGGGAGAAAAAUUUUAUUUUAGAAACGGCAAUGAACUGUGAUACGAGUGAUUCUUGCUUUUCGCUGUCAAAACGCAGCCUUCACAUGAAGCUUUGUUAACCAGCAUCGACACCUGUACACGGCAGCUUCAAUAUGCUUGCAAACUGCUCUUGGCUAUUUCGUUCUGCUGCACUUGGCUGAAGUGCACGUGAUAGCCACACGUGAUACUGGUGUUUGCAAGUUGUCCCCACGCAGUUUUAUCUUUCUCAAUGUGCCAUUAUGAGACGUGGCGAUUGAAACAUUCGUAGGGCUUGGUAAAUAUGCUACUCUUUGCUCAUUGAGAUGUCUCAGAAUAUGUUCAUUCAGUGGCUGCUGUUUCCAACUGCUUAUGCUUUUCCUUUUACCUUUCCUCACCCUAACUGUGGUUGUACAUUGUGGCUGGAUGCGUUUUCAAAGUUCUUGCUUUUCUAUUUAUUUACAUUGUGCUACAGAUGGUGUACUGGUAUACAUUAAUUUUGAUUUAUCUAGAAGCUUGACAAAUAAUAGGAUGCGGUGACGAAGGCUUUUUACUUCUGAGCCUUGAUUGAAGCAGUACUCUACCCUCUUUUAACCCUUUAAGGAGGCCGUUAUAUCUUCACCUAAGUGUGAUCAUCACUUUUCGGCUUAUGACUAGCUCUCCUCACAAUGGAGACGGCAGUAUACAUUCUAUCAACAUCGCUUUUAUUGAAAAAAAUUUCUCACCAUAUUCGUAGGCAUAUUUCUGUGUUCUAACCACGCUAUUAAGGCAUAUUGCAUUAGAAAAAUGAGUCGUUAUGGUAGUUUUCUUCGGGAAAGAGUGGGUGCCCAAGGGGUUAAGAGAGUAUGGUGCCUGUCGUGAUUGUGUAUUGUGGAUGCCCAUGGUGCAGUUGAGACUGUUGUCACAAAGCCAGGCAUGUGAGAUUAGUUUAUUCCACUCCAGGAGCUUUUUGCCCUCAUUAGGCCUGGCUUAAGCACUUGGCGCUGAUUUUCUUUUUAUUGAGGGUCUUGUUCUUGUUGUUUUAUUGCGAGCCUUUCUUUUAUACAUGGGCCUAUUUGUGGAGCCAGUUUGAAUCAUCUUAUGGGUGCUUUUAUGCAUUUGUUAUUGAUGAUCGAAUAAAAGUAGCACCCCCCUCUUU
Molecule: messenger RNA, 6040 nt
Organism: Dermacentor andersoni
Lineage: Eukaryota; Metazoa; Arthropoda; Arachnida; Ixodida; Ixodidae
Gene: Klc
Product: kinesin light chain
Biological process (GO): microtubule-based movement
Cellular component (GO): kinesin complex; cytoplasm
Molecular function (GO): kinesin binding
Source: RefSeq, a predicted model, not a curated record